UCCACUUGACUGAAAAACAGAAGGAGCAAGACUCAAGCAUGGCGAGGAAGAGGUCUGCUUCUGGACCAGGGGAUUGCUAUGAAGAAAGGAACUCACCCACAGCUGGAUGCUUCAGGAAGUGGUGAAUAGGAAGAGACUAAAAUUUGGCACUGGAGCUAGGAGGAGGGAUGGAUUACUAAGAUUGUAUAAGGAGCCAAAUGGUGAAGAGCCUGUGGACCAAAAGAACACUGAGAUAUCAGCCACAGGUGGGAAAGUGAGAAGAAUGUGUCUGUGGGCUCAUCUUUCCCUGUCUGCCCAGUCCUGCCCAGAGGUGAAGUAUGGGAUCUCAGUGCAGCUUCACUCGUGCCUUGGAGAGGAAUUGCAGCACGAUGGCUGCGUUCCCUGUCCUGCAGCAAGAAGCGUUAUUCCGGAACGGUACCUGGAGCUAUCGAAUUCCAGCCCUGCUCUACCUGCCACGCUUCAGCAUCAUCCUGGCCUUUGCUGAGGAGCGAGAGGACCUGGUGGAUGAACAUGCCAAGCUGAUAGUCAUGCGCAGGGGCGUGUACGACCCAGCCACGCAGCACGUUCAGUGGAAAAGGAUGGAGACCCUUGUCAGUGCAAAGCUUGAAGGCCACCGAUCUAUGAACCCCUGCCCGGUGUAUGAUGAAGUCUCAGGAAAACUCACCUUGUUCUUCAUAGCUGUCCCAGGAAAGAUCUCUGAGCAGCAUCAGCUGAGGACAAAGAUCAAUCUGGUACGUCUCUGCUAUGUCACUAGCAUGGACCAAGGACGCACCUGGAGCGCUGCCCAGGAUGUCACCGACAGGACCAUUAGGAAUGAGUACAAGAACUGGGCCACCUUUGCGGUGGGGCCAGGUCAUGGAUUGCAGUUGCUCGAUGAGGCCCGGAGCCUUGUGAUUCCUGCCUAUGCCUAUCGUAUCUUGGACCCCAAGCAACACCCCACCCCUCAUGCCUUCUGCUUCAUCAGCUCUGACCACGGGGCAACAUGGCAGAAGGGGAACUUUGUGGGGGAGGAGAGCGCAGUGGAGUGCCAGGUAGCAGAGGUGCAUACCUGUGGCAGAAAGGUCCUUUACUGCAAUGCAAGGAGCAACAGGGGAGCCAGGAUCCAGGCUGUCAGCUACAACCACGGGCUGGACUUUGAGGGAGGCCAGCGGGUUGAAAUGCUAAUAGAACCUCCCUCAGGAUGCCAUGGGAGUGUUACUGCCUUUCCACCUCCCCCAGAUGCCAGAUGUCAAGAUAGUUGGUUACUCUAUGCUCAUCCUACAGACCCAAGGGGUCGAAAAGAUUUAGGAAUUUACCUCAACAAAAGCCCUUUAAAUCCAGCACACUGGACAAAACCCAGCAUACUCUUCAAAGGCCUGUGUGCUUAUUCAGAUCUGCAGUACAUGGGAGUUGGGCCCGAUGGCUCACCUUUGUUCUCCUGCCUCUUUGAAUAUGGGACCCACAGACAAUGUGAAGAGAUGAUUUUUGUCAUGUUCACUCUGAAGCAAGCCUUUCCCUCAGAACACUGAGUCUCAAGCCUUUCCAUCAGCAUCCCUCUGAAAACCAUCUUUGCUGAUGCUUUUUACUGUCAUUUGUCAUCCCUCAGCAAAAGGGUUUUUUUACUCCUGCUGCACACAUAGUUUGGUGUUGGCUUGUUCUGUCUGUAGAUUGUGAAGUCCAUUAAACAUACCACAACUUAAGACAUUUGGUUUUGUUUUUUGUUGCCUGUUCUCCCUUUUUGCCUUUCUCUUUGGCUGCUUUUUUAGGCAUCACAUGCCCAAAACAAGUGUGACCUUUGUAUAGGGCUUCUCACCUUGAGGUCUCUGAUAGACCUCAUCAGGGACACAUGUGCUGACAGUGCAGGGACUGCAAGGGAACAAAUGGCAGCAGGGUUGUGCUGAGUGGUAUUUAGUAAGUUGUGGAGAAACUUCUAGAGAGGGCACUAGGUUUACUACCCUAUAUCUGCUGUCGUCUUCUUCAGGAAGCUGUUUUGGCUCUGGUAAGGAGCACUGUUUCUUGCAGCCAAUGUAGGAAUGCAGGCACCUGUAAUUUCCAGGGUUUUCUGUCUCCUUAUUUCAGCAAGGCCAUGUGAUGCCUUGCUCUUGGGAUAUUCCAUGCCAACUUCUUCAGUGUUUUUGGGGCUGCCUUGUUGAGUUCCCAGGCACCCUAGAGGCGUCUGCCUAACUUAACCUUCUCCUUACUUCCCAUGCUGUGUUUUCUUGCUUACUCUCCCUUUUGCUUACACUGCAUUGAGAAGGUGCAGUUUCCCAUGUGUGAGAAAACCACAGCCUUGUGUGCUACGGCUGCUCCCUGUCCCUGAGCAGUCUUACUAGGAGUCAAUGAGGACACCAGGACCCUUCUACGCUGGGGGACAGAGCAAGUGGCAAAAAUGGCAUUUUGCCUACAUGGAAACUGCAGGAUCAGGACAGGUCUGCAGAGGGAGCUCCCAAUUUAGAGUCAGGAGGGGAAGUGUUUGCUAGUCUAUCUAACACAGCUGCCAAGCUAUGAUCCACAUAGCAACUACUCUUAUUGUUGACAGCACCAUGUCUUGUUAUUACAGAGUAUUAUUGGCCUAUGAGGCACUAUGUCAAACAAAUAACAUUGCCCCACUUUCAGCAAAAAAGGACCAGUGCCAGAGGAAGGAGAACUGACCAAGGCGAGAGUAACAUAAAACACUCCAGCUGGAAGGCUUUCCAAUGUAGACAGAUUUUCAACAGAUUCCUGAAUGAAACAGCUCUAGUUUUUGUGAGAGAGACACUAUUCUACUACUGUACAGUGUGUUUUGAAAAGAGGCAUUAUACAAUAACUAGACAAGAGACUGACCAGAAACAAAUGGCUACCAUGUGAGACACAUCAGAGCAGAUGGAGCUAGGAAAGUGUUGCCCAUGCCUCUGGACAAAAUUCUGCAUAUGAACCAGUCUGUGCUUGUUUCCUGUGUGUUGUAUCCUGCAUGUGUGCACACAUUCAGUGACUGCAAGGAAAAUAUGUUUGUUCACCCUCUUGGUGAAGAAAACUUUCAGAGAUCUCUCAGAACACAUCCCCUUUGUUGAACACUACCAAGUCCCAUAGGAUCCUUUGCUGUGUCACUGCUCAGGUCCGUGAGUCUCUGCUUGCACAGUGCUCCUACCCUUGCCUUUUACUACUGACAGCUUUCAUGGGUGUUGGGAAAAAAGGCCCUGACUUUCCUCACUAUGGAGAUUUGUUUCAGGGCACCUGGAUGCUGCAGAGACCAAGGGAGUGAAGGGAUCUCAUGACCUUCACAGAUACACUGGUAACUUGUCAAGCUUUUCCCAAGCAGCAGGUCAGUAACAUGCUGGGCUGGAGUAGCAGAGUGGCUUGGUAGUCAGUACUUUUUGGGUAUUACUCCUAGUGCUCUUUAGAUGUAGGCCAGAAUCUAAAUAACCUUUGUGGCCAACAGCCUAUCACUGAUGCCUAGUUAGGGAAUGGUAUAUUUAGAUUUCUGCAAAGCUCACUGCUGCCCUAUAGACUUAACCUCCUCAUCAGGUACUAUGGAAUACUUUAGUUUUGUGACAUGGAAAUGCAUACUUAAGUUUCUACCUGGCCAAGCCUGGCAGUUCCCAUGCUGAUGCAGUGCACAGGCUGAAUAUAAGUGGGGAGAAGGGGUUGGGUGACCACUGUACAUCUUGAGUGAUGCCACAGACUAUUUAUUUACUGGUUCUGGAGAGGCUGGUACAGUACUACCUGGACAUCUAUAGAAAAACCAGUUCAGAUAAAGUGUCUAUUAUAGUGUCUUGGAGAUAAGAUGAUAUUCCAAGCUAACAAGCCAUUAGGGAUCACAGAGCUGUUUAUAUCAGGGGAUUGGGAUUUACCUUUUGAGCCGCUGAAGCUGUGCUGUGCUUUCUUUUAGGACCAAGAGAUACUCACAGAAACCAGCCUGCACAUUCAAUUGUCACAGUCAUCCUCUGUACUUGGAUCCCUUCCCCUUGUUUUUGUCUCCAAGUCAAGGACUAGUGUGUGCCUGGACACAGGAUUUGAAGGAAGUAGCAGCAGAUUGCUAAAAAUUUAUGUUGGUGGUGGGGUGGAUAGGCACUAAGUAUGCAGUUGAUUAGUCUCAGAUGUCUAACGAGGGCUUGUAUUUGUUACCUGGUGUUAGUUUGCAGAAGAUCAGGAGAAGCUCUCCAAACAGUUUCAUUUUAUCAAAAUCAAUGCUGUGACCAGCUCUGUCCACUCUGCAUCCAGAUACAUGUCUGUUGC
This is a messenger RNA of Melospiza georgiana, 4194 nucleotides long. It is a transcript of the gene NEU2, whose product is annotated as neuraminidase 2. The record is from RefSeq and is a predicted model, not a curated record. Gene Ontology annotation, molecular function: exo-alpha-sialidase activity. Gene Ontology annotation, biological process: oligosaccharide catabolic process; ganglioside catabolic process. Lineage: Eukaryota; Metazoa; Chordata; Aves; Passeriformes; Passerellidae. The coding region runs from base 318 to 1508 and encodes 396 amino acids. The transcript has 4 exons. Gene Ontology annotation, cellular component: membrane; cytoplasm; lysosome.